AUGUCAAGUUUACACACCACCGGAAAAGAAAACAGUUUAUCAGUCAAGUCUGACUUCCUCUUACAAAGGAAACCAACACAUGGGUCUGUCCCAAGCCCAAAGCGGAAAAACUUAGUUGAGCAAGAAAACGACAAUGCAAUGUGUUAUGCAAAGAGCAAGCUAAAAGCAGUCUGUUUUACAGCGGUGGGCCCCAUCUGAUAUCCCAGUAAAGUCUUCCUGCAAAGCUAACAGGUACUUACUGGAAGACUAUGGAAGAACCAAAAAAACAGAAAGGGAGGAAGCUCGGCUCAACAAGAAGGAGUAAACCACAAAAACAUGUCAAUGCGGAAAUAAGGCCUGAUUCUGCAAAUGCAGAGGAGGAAGACGCCUUCUUUGCCGAUAUAAUGGAAAAAGUUAAGAACGCACUCUUUGAAGAUGACAGUGGCAGCAGUGUUUUCAUCACUCGCGAUGACAUGGAGAAAGUAAGCAAUAGCAUUUUCUGGAGCAUGGAAGAGUUAGAACUGAUCUUUGAUGAGCUUAACAAUGAAGGGAAAGGAUACUUGACUUUUGAAGAAUUCACUUUAGGACUGAAAAACCAUAUGAGUUCUGAUAAAAAUCCCUGGAAUCAAAAAAGAAAAAGAAAAUCUACGCAAAGACUUCAUGCAGAAUUCACAAAUCUAUCCUCCAUUGAAGAAGCAGAUGCAGAAGAGAAGAAGCAGUUCAUGUCACUCAUGGAACAUCUUGGAGCCCAAAACAUUUUUGAAGAUGAAACUGAAAUUUGGAAACUGUGGACUAAACUUGGCCGCGAUGAGCCGCAUUUGCUUGGGAACCUGGAAGAACUCUUGGCUAAAGUCACGGGUCAAAUAAAGGAAGCCAGAAAAGAGAAAGAAACUUUAGAGAUGGCUUUAAAAAAGAGGAUAUCUGAUCAUAAUGAAGAGGUACAGUGUCUGUAUGAAGAGAUGGAACAGCAAAUCCAUGCAGAAAGAGAAAGAUUGAUAAAUGAGAGUGAUGUCCGAAGCAACAUUCGCAGCAUGGAAUUAAAGAAAAUGAUUGAAGUGAAAAAUAAAGACGUCCAGCAGUUGGUUGCCGUUCAAGAUGAGCUGGAGAGAGAACUUCACAACUUAAGAAGCACUCAACAAAUCACAAAGACAGAGAAUGAAAAACUGAAACGGACAAAUCAGGAUCUAGAGCACCAGUUGGAAAAGAUACGUGACCAGCUGUCUGAAGCUCAAGGUUGUUUGAGUGAGAUGAAGCACAAAAUGGCCCACAGUGAUUCUGAAAGGGAGAGGAAAGAUAUUACUGUACCACUGACCAUUUCAAGCUACAAAAUGAAGAAUGAAGAAAGGACCCAUCCAAGAUCAAAGGAUACCUUAAUGGACCAAACAGACCCGAAUGAUGACAUUACACUUUCAAGCUCACAGGAAGCCUUAAGGGAACAACUAAACAUAGAUGAACCAAUUACCCAUUCAAGUUCACAGUUUUAUCAGAUUUUUUUCCAGGAAGAAUCCCAGAAGGAUAAAAAUAUUGAAAUGGGAGAAGUGAUGCCCGAACCAACUGUGGAGUCAGAAGAAAUGUUUUCCACUGUCAUAUUUGAUCAUAAUAAUGUUGAGAGAAUUAGAACAAAUACAUCCAGUGACCAACCAACUACAACCAAGCACAAAGGUGACAUUUUAUUUGACCAAACGCCAGUAUCAGUAACACGCGUUAUCUCCAUAGAAGAAGACCCGGUACCGGAGUUGUUUAUUAAAGACAAUAACGUUCCUGAAGCAGAAAUUUAUGAAAUACAGGAUAAAUCAAGCCAUUCUCAUUAUGAUGUACCUACAGAAAAAAACUCUGACAAACUAAUGUAUGAACAGAUUAUUCCAGAAAUGGAGAAAUAUGUUUCCUUUGGAAAAAAUAACAUUGGCAUAUCUAAAAACUUUCCAGAUGUAUUAAAAGACCAGCCAGAAAUAUCACUAAGAAUAUUAAAACCCCAAAAAGACAUUUUUCUUGACCAAACUACACGCUCAAGUGUCAGUAAUCCAGAUCAUUUCCAAAAACAAGAGCAGACUUUGAAAAGUGGUUCAGUGAGGGGCAGUGAUAAAUCAAACCAAAAGCCAUUACAAGUAGAAAUCUCCCAGAUUAUUAAGGAACUGCAAAGUGGUACCCUCACAGAAGAGAUGAAAGUUCAGAUGAAUAAAAAAGUGACUUUCCAAGAAAAUGUUCCAAAAUGUAUAAAUGAUGAAAACAAACAAGACAUCCAAAAGCCAAUACAGAACAAUGAGGAGAAACGUUCUCUUUCUCACCCAACAGGACAGCCAGACCAUGUUUACAAGAUUUUGUUUGUUGGCAAUUCAAGUGUUGGGAAAACGUCAUUUUUACACAGAGUGCACGAUGGAGCUUUUCACCAAGGUUAUUCAGCUACAGUGGGGAUAGACUGCCGUAUAAAAAUCUUAAAUGUAGAUGAUAAGCAUUUUGCACUACAACUCUGGGACACAGCUGGACAAGAGAGGUUUCACAGUAUCACAGAGCAUUUCUUUAGAAAAGCAGACGGGUUGGUGAUUAUGUAUGAUGUUACUUCUAAAGAUACGUUUUCUGCCGUACAGUACUGGCUGAGCUGUAUCAUGAAUAAAACACAAGAUGAUAUUGUCAUUCUCCUUAUGGGAAACAAAAUAGACUGCGAGGUUGAAAGAGAGGUGACAACAGCAGAUGGAGAAGAGCUGGCCCAGGAGUACAAAUUAUUGUUUGCUGAGUGCAGUGCAGCAUCGGGCAUCUACAUUACUGAAGCACUGAUUGAUAUGGCCAGAUCCUUAAAGAAGCAUGAGGAUGACAUGAAAAAUAAUGUGGUAAAACUGAGACAGCCUACAGAAAAGAAUAAAAGCUGUUGUUUCUAGUAGAGGCAGAGGAUGUUUGGCAUGUUUUCUCCAGGCUUCUGCCAACUUCAAAUUAUUGGAACAUCCUUGGCCAGAAAUGUCCGCCUUAUUUGGAGCGGAAAGCAUGGAGGACAGGUUAUUUGCUUGAAGCACUGGCACAAUGUAUGAAUAAAGUUUUUAUCCACCUGAUUUGUGUGUAAGCGUGUGUACAUAUGUCUGUGUUUUUCUUAAGCAUAGCCACCAGCUCAAUUUGAAAUAGCAAUUGUAGAGCACAUUUUAUUGUACAACCUGGCAUUAAAUUUGAAUAAAGUAUGAAAAAAUAGA
This is a messenger RNA of Xenopus laevis (African clawed frog), 3155 nucleotides long. It is a transcript of the gene rab44.L, whose product is annotated as RAB44, member RAS oncogene family L homeolog. Gene Ontology annotation, molecular function: calcium ion binding; GTPase activity; G protein activity. The coding region runs from base 249 to 2852 and encodes 867 amino acids. NCBI's taxonomy places the organism in Eukaryota, Metazoa, Chordata, Amphibia, Anura, Pipidae. Gene Ontology annotation, biological process: vesicle-mediated transport; establishment of localization in cell; leukocyte activation involved in immune response. The transcript is spliced from 16 exons. The record is from RefSeq and is a predicted model, not a curated record. Gene Ontology annotation, cellular component: cytoplasmic vesicle; bounding membrane of organelle; endomembrane system.